Wasmannia auropunctata (little fire ant) is the source of this 2000-nucleotide messenger RNA. It is a transcript of the gene Acsf2, whose product is annotated as acyl-CoA synthetase family member 2, mitochondrial. NCBI's taxonomy places the organism in Eukaryota, Metazoa, Arthropoda, Insecta, Hymenoptera, Formicidae. The transcript has 9 exons. Gene Ontology annotation, molecular function: medium-chain fatty acid-CoA ligase activity. The coding region runs from base 135 to 1934 and encodes 599 amino acids. The record is from RefSeq and is a predicted model, not a curated record. Gene Ontology annotation, biological process: fatty acid metabolic process.
CUCUCUACUCGGUUAUUUCAAUUCGCGAUAUAUUCGAACGCAUUAAAUCACCAGGCAGUGUUUUGUAAUUUAUCUCACAAUUGUCUCAGUGCACGUGCGCUCGUGUGAGUGUACGCUCGUGUAUUUGUGUAAAGAUGCUUUCUUCAUUCAAGACGGUUUCGCGAUACAUCGCGUCCGGAAUUUUAAAUCAUCAAAACCAUUUACGAUGUUUUUCUAUGUUGCAUCCUAAUUUUAAAGAACGAUGUCAGCUUCGAAGGUCGACUAUCCAAGGGAAGGUCAAGUUUUCUCAUGCAAUCAAAGCCGCUCAUAUGUACAAUCCCGGCGAAUUUCCUCUAAUGGACAAAACCGUCGGACAGUUGUUAAGCGAGGCAGUUGCGACGUGGCCCGAUCGGACUUGCAUUGUUUCGAUUCCUCAAAAUGUUCGUUUAACGUUCACCCAGCUCCUUCGGCGGGUCGACUCGGUGGCCGCGGGUCUCAAGAGGAUGGGCCUGAAAAAGGGCGAUCGGCUGGGUCUUUGGGGCCCGAACGAUCUGGAAUGGUUUAUAACUUUCCUGGCCGCGUCGAGGGUGGGAUUAAUCGUCGUCGCGAUCAAUCCCGCUUAUCAGCAGAACGAAUUGGUGUAUUGUUUGCAAAAAGUUGGCGUAAAGGCGACUGUCUCGCCCGAGACAUUUAAAACGCAGAAUUAUCCGAAGAUGUUGUUUGCCGCCAAGGAAGUGUGUCCCACUUUGGAGCAUAUCAUCAUUUAUUCGCCCGAUUAUGUUACCGGUACGCAUCGCUUCGCCGACGUCGAAGUUUCGGCAACGAAAGCGGAAGUGGACGCAAUCGCCGCCGAACAGGACACAAUAUCGUGCUAUGACGGAUGUAACAUACAGUUCACGUCCGGUUCCACCGGAAAGGCCAAAGCCACGCUUCUCUCGCACAGAAGUCUCGUAAACAACAGCAUGGAGUCUGCGAGAAGGGUGAAGAUAACUAUUGAGGAUAAAAUAUGUUUAAACAUGCCGCUUUACCACGCGUUCGGCAUGUCAAUGGGUCAAUUGCUUGUCUUUAACAUGGGGAAUACCCUCGUCUUGGAAGGACGCUCCUUCGAUCCGGUGAAAACCUUGGAGGCGGUAGCGCAAGAAAAGUGUACCAUUACAUACGGAACGCCAACUAUGUGGGUAAACUUACUCGAGGCACAACAACGGUUGCAACUACCGACGGCGAGUCUUCAGGCAGGAAUUACCGGUGGUGCACCCGCGUCUUCUGAACUGUUUAAGCGAAUACGAGACUUGCUGGGUUUCAACGACAUGACGAGCAUAUACGGCCUCACAGAAACAACAGCUAUUGUAUUUCAAUCGAUACGUGGAGAGGAUAGGCAUCUUUCGGAGACCACCGUCGGUUAUUUGUCGAAUCAUACUGAAGCGAUGAUCGUCGAUCAAAACGGUUUGCCUGUCCCCUUUGGAAAAACUGGCGAACUUUGGAUUCGCGCGUACAGUACAAUGAUGCGCUAUUGGGACGACGAAGAGAACACGAGGAAGACGAUGACGGAGGACGGCUGGUUGAAAACGGGUGAUCAAUUUGUCUUGCAGGAAAACGGAUACGCUACUAUAGUCGGCAGGCUCAAAGAUAUGCUUAUUCGGGGAGGCGAAAAUAUUUUCCCUAAGGAAAUCGAGGACUUCCUGGUGACCCAUCCCAAAGUAAUGCAGGCGCAAGUUAUAGGGGCAUAUGACGAAGUCUACGGAGAAGAGAUUUGUGCGUGUAUUCAACUACGCAACGGCGCGACGAUGACGAAGAACGAGCUAACGGACUAUUGUAGAGGCAAAAUAGCGCACUUUAAAAUACCGCGUUACGUAGAGUUCGUAAAUGAAUAUCCAAAGACUACUACCGGAAAAAUUCAGAAAUUCCGUCUGAAGGAACAAAUGGAGAACAGUGGUGUAAUACCGAAACAUUUAUAAUAAAUGUAGACAAUAUGACUUUGAAGAAAAUCUAGUAAAAAAAUUAAAUUAAAAAUUUAAUUAUAA